CUCCGUCUGCCCGAGGCUGUCUGGUGGGUGUGUCCCCCGGCCCGAGCGCCCAGCUACCGCCGCAGGCUCGCUCAGCCCCCGGGGCUCGUUCCUAGCGGCAUGUCGUCGCAGAAGAAAGGCCGCGGCCUUCCCCGCGCGAGCGGCGAUGGCGACUACGAGGGCGCCGGCCCCAGCGGCAGCGACGCGAGCGACGGCCCCAGCACCAGCGGCGGCGGCGGCGGCCUCGGCUUCAGCCAAGCCCGCGCCCAGGCCCUGGCCCAGGCGGGCCCCUCGCAAGCGGAUGACGUCAUGGAGGAGGCGGAGUGCGAGGAACCCGGGCCCACGGCCACCCCGCCAAUGCCCUCCACCUCGUCCUCCUCGUCCUCCUCCUCCCAGGCCCAGAAGAAGCCGGCCAAGCGCACCGAGGCCCAGAUCCAGCAGAAGGUGAACGAGCUGGUGCAGUUCCUGCUGGUGAAGGACCAGAAGAAGCUGCCCAUCCGCCGGGCCGACAUGGUGAAGACCAUCCUGCAGGACUACAAGGACCUGGCUUCGGUGAUCAUCGAACGCGCCGGCCGCAUCCUGGAGGAGGUCUUCGGGCUGCAGCUCAGAGAGAUAGACCAGAAGUACCACGCCUACAUCCUCAUCAACAAGCUGGAGCGCCUCGAGGGCGACGGCAUGAAGAUGGACGAGAGCGUGGCCAAGAUGGGCCUGCUCAUGGUCAUCCUCAGCCUCAUCUUCAUGAAGGGCAACUCGGCCAGGGAGUCUCUGGUCUGGGAUGUGCUCAAGAAGCUGCGCGUGGAUCCAGAGAAGAGGCACAAGACCUUCGGGGACGUGAAGAAGCUCGUCAAGGAUGAGUUUGUCCGCCAGAAGUACCUGGAGUACAAUCGAGUCCCCCACACCGAACCUCCGGAAUACGAGUUCCUCUGGGGACCCAGGGCGGCCCACGAGACGAGCAAGAUGCAGGUGCUUCGCUUCGUGGCAAAGAUUCAGAACCGGGAGCCUUCCAGCUGGGUGUCCCAGUACAACGAAGCCCUCCAGGAUGAAACGGCAUCAGCUUCCGCGGCUGGGACUGGCAACUAACCCCCACCUCACCCCCACCCCCACCCCCCCGGGCCAGUCUCUGGUACCAGGGAAACGAAUUUCCCCAAGUCGUGAAAGCGUAUUUGCAUGUGAACCACAGGCCAUCUCUCCAUCACACUGGAAUUGAUCUGACAACGGGCCUUCAGAUUUUAUGUAGAACUGCCUUUGUGUCCAGAGAUGUCUCUGUUAAUCAAUCAGUUGUUAGAUGUUACUUAUGACACCUUUCCUUCCCGGGGUCCAACGUCAUUCAACAUUUCCUCUCUUCUCUCUACCAGAACCUAGGACUUUUUGGAACAAGAAUCUUCCUCCUUUGAACUACUUCUUCUUCUUCCCAGAUUGGCUCAAGACUUUGUAACAAACUCAUGGCUUCAAGGACUAUCCUCCCGUAGGCUGGGUGAGCUUUCCUAGCUUUGAACCCAUCUGUGGACAGGAUUAUUUAAUCAUCUCAGACAUAUUUCAAGCCUGUGUUUCCUUUUCAGUUAAUAAAUUUUAUCAGCAUUCA
Molecule: messenger RNA, 1561 nt
Organism: Sarcophilus harrisii (Tasmanian devil)
Lineage: Eukaryota; Metazoa; Chordata; Mammalia; Dasyuromorphia; Dasyuridae
Product: non-structural maintenance of chromosomes element 3 homolog
Exons: 1
Coding region: 100-1059 (319 amino acids)
Cellular component (GO): nucleus
Source: RefSeq, a predicted model, not a curated record